Messenger RNA from Gorilla gorilla gorilla (western lowland gorilla), 1700 nucleotides. RefSeq names its product keratin-associated protein 10-3. NCBI's taxonomy places the organism in Eukaryota, Metazoa, Chordata, Mammalia, Primates, Hominidae. Gene Ontology annotation, cellular component: keratin filament. The transcript has 2 exons. The record is from RefSeq and is a predicted model, not a curated record. Bases 469 to 1596 code for a protein of 375 amino acids.
CUCAGUUCUGACACCGGGGGAGCUUCAGGAGCUAAGCUACGCUACACGGUCCGUGGUGAGCAUCCUCAAGAAACCACCCCAAACACCAACAAGGAAAGAAGCCUGGGGCCUUGUGCUGGGACAACACACACACCCUUGAGAGAUAUAUAAGCUCCUAGCACCCAGACGCUCACUCCCUCCCUCCUUCCCAUCCAGCACCCAGACACUCACUCACUCCCUCCUUCCCAUCCAGCACCCAGACGCUCACUCACUCCCUCCUUCCCAUCCAGCACCCAGACGCUCACUCACUCCCUCCUUCCCAUCCAGCACCCAGACGCUCACUCCCUCCCUCCUUCCCAUCCAGCACCCAGACGCUCACUCACUCCCUCCUUCCCAUCCAGCACCCAGACGCUCACUUACUCCCUCCUUCCCAUCCAGCACCCAGACACCCACUGUCUCCCUCUCAGCUCCCCCAGCUCAACCACCAGCAUGGCUGCGUCCACCAUGUCCGUCUGCUCCAGCGACCUGAGCUACAGCAGCCGUGUCUGCCUUCCUGGUUCCUGUGACUCUUACUCCGACUCCUGGCAGGUGGACGACUGCCCAGAGAGCUGCUGCGAGCCCCCCUGCUGCGCCCCCAGCUGCUGCACCCCGGCCCCCUGCCUGACCCUGGUCUGCACCCCAGUGAGCUGUGUGUCCAGCCCCUGCUGCCAGGCGGCCUGUGAGCCCAGCCCCUGCCAAUCAGGCUGCACCAGCUCCUGCACGCCCUCGUGCUGCCAGCAGUCUAGCUGCCAGCCGGCUUGCUGCACCUCCUCCCCCUGCCAGCAGGCCUUCUGCGUGCCCGUCUGCUGCAAGACUGUCUGCUGCAAGCCUGUGUGCUGUGUGCCCGUCUGCUGUGGGCCUUCUUCUUCAUGCUGCCAGCAGUCUAGCUGCCAGCCAGCUUGCUGCAUCUCCUCCCCGUGUCAACAGUCCUGCUGUGUGCCCGUCUGCUGCAAGCCCAUCUGCUGUGUGCCUGUCUGCUCUGGGGCUUCCUCUCUGUGCUGCCAGCAGUCUAGCUGCGUGAGCUGUGUGUCCAGCCCCUGCUGCCAGGCAGCCUGUGAGCCCAGCGCCUGCCAAUCAGGCUGCACCAGCUCCUGCACGCCCUCGUGCUGCCAGCAGUCUAGCUGCCAGCCGGCUUGCUGCACCUCCUCCCCCUGCCAGCAGGCCUGCUGUGUGCCCACCUGCUGUGUGCCCACCUGCUCUGAGGAUUCUUCUUUGUGCUGCCAGCAAUCUAGCUGCCAGCCAGCUUGCUGCACCUCCUCCCCAAGCCAGCAGUCCUGCUGUGUGCCCGUCUGCUGCAAGCCUGUCUGCUGCAAGCCCGUCUGCUGUGUGCCUGUCUGCUCUGGGGCUUCCUCCCUGUGCUGCCAGCAGUCUAGCUGCCAGCCGGCUUGCUGCACCUCCUCCUGCUGCAGACCCUCCUCCUCUGUGUCCCUCCUCUGCCACCCUGUGUGCAGGCCCACCUGCUGCAUGCCCGUCCCCUCCUGUUGUGCACCCGCCUUCUCCUGCCAGCCCAGCUGCUGCCACCCAGCCUCCUGCGUGUCCCUCCUCUGCCACCCUGUGUGCCCCCACCUGGCCUGCUAAGGCCUCUGCUCAGGCCAGAAGCCCAGCUACUGACGGGCACGUCCCCCAGGGCCAGCCAGGCUCAGGUUCCCCCCAAUCUCUCCCACUGCUGACCUCUCAGCACA